Messenger RNA from Trypanosoma brucei brucei TREU927, 543 nucleotides. Its product is annotated as frataxin-like, mitochondrial precursor, putative. The transcript has a single exon. Lineage: Eukaryota; Euglenozoa; Kinetoplastea; Trypanosomatida; Trypanosomatidae. The record is from RefSeq and is a predicted model, not a curated record. Gene Ontology annotation, biological process: intracellular iron ion homeostasis; iron incorporation into metallo-sulfur cluster. Gene Ontology annotation, cellular component: mitochondrion. The coding region runs from base 1 to 543 and encodes 180 amino acids. Gene Ontology annotation, molecular function: ferrous iron binding; iron chaperone activity; ferric iron binding.
AUGCGGCGCACAUGUUGCGCCACCACCAGUGCAGUGCUACGGUCGUUAGUUUACCUCCGUCCUCAUGGACGCGCAAAACCAACCACAUCAGGAAGUGGAAGGAAAGAAAGACAAUUUAGCACCACGACAGCGAGAUGCGAGUCCAAAGGGUGGCACCCCGCGAAGUUAGGAAUGGAUGGAUUCACCGACGUCGCUUACAACACCGCAGCUGACACUUUUCUUGAGCGAGUUGAGAGCGCUCUGGAGACAAUUGGCGACACGGACACGUUGGAGGAUGUGAACCUCGCCGGUGGAGUGCUUGUGAUCGAAACGACAUCGAGGGGGACAUUUGUACUUAAUAAACAGGCACCCAAUGUUCAGUUAUGGCUUUCUUCGCCGCUAUCGGGCCCGCAUCAUUACGACAUGACAACAUCUGCCACCGGCAGUGUGGAAUGGCGCGCAGAUGCUGACGGGCAUUCAUUGGAAGAGAGACUUGAAAAGGAACUCAGUGACGUGGUGGGAACUGAAGUGAGUUUGAGUUCAGGGGCUGGAGAAACCGAAUAG